AUGGUGGCGCAAGUAGAAGCCCAUCUGAACUCGGCCCUGGAAGCACUGCAAUGCAUCCGACUCGAUCCCACCUAUCCGGCCCACUCCAAGCUCUCCUUCUCCGCCCAGAACGACCCCGUCAGAUCUGCCUUCAACCCGAAAUUCCACCAGACUGUCCCCUCUAACUCACCACCUCGCCCGGUCCAUUUCCCGGACUCGUUCGAUCAUCUUGCCGCCACUACUAGGCGGAUCUUGGAAGAACUACAUUUGGUAUCUCAAGUUGCUCUUGGAAACUCUUUCUCUGAUUGGCUGUCGUUCUUUCACGCAUUCUCAAGACGCGAUCCGACAGUUUUCCCAUUUAAUGGAAACGUGAUCGGCUUGGAUCCAAAUCAAACCUUAAUCUGGCUCGCUAAAUCUUGCAUGACUGAUUUGUCGGCUGGUCGGCUUUGUUUUCCAUCGAAUCAAUCGGAUACUAACAGAUACAUGUUGAACCGACUUGCUGGUUUCCUUGUCAAUUAUCUUUGCGCUUUUGCCGCAAAUCGGGCUCGAGGUAGACGGAUACUAUCAAACUCGUUAACUGAAUGGAAGGCAUUGUAUAACACAACCUGGGUCAAUGAACUCGACCUCUCGCCCACAGCAUUACAAGGCCUACAGACACUCAUAUACUAUUUUUCAGUCGAAAGUUGCUUACACGUGAGCCUGAUGGGGUUUGAUUUGGACUUAUAUGAACUGGAUGACGAUCGGCUUGCCAUGUGGUGGGUGGUUGAGCGGCUCAGCGAACGAGCUUCACUACUGCUCAAGAUCCUAGCAGAUGGCGCUGAGUCCCUGGACGCCAGGCUGAAUCGGAUCCUUGGUAAGCUUGCGGGAGUUGCAGGCCAGCUCACUCGCCGGAAAAACAAGCAUGCUGGCACGCCUCCUUCCGAGCUCAGACUCAGACGGCCCGUCUUCGAGCGCCGGAUCAAGCUUCUCAACGCUCGUCAGGCCAGCUUCGACGACACCACCCUCAUUUCUGAACUGGGGUUUCCUUCCCCCCUGUUGGACUACGAAGCCUUGCUUGCCUCCGAACUCGUCGUCCUGACAUCUGUUGACUUGGAUACAAUCCUUACCGAUGUUGCGGACCAGCUGCUCGAGAUUCAUAUCCUUGCGCGUCGUCAGAAAAAGAUUGGCCUGUUGCAAUUCCAAUGUUACAUCAACAGUCUAAUCCAAGCCACCGAGAAAAUGAUCGCAAUCAAUCGAAAAUCAGAAAUAGAGCCUGCAAAAGAGGAAACACUUUCGUUGGAAACCCUCAACAUCUGUUCAUCUUCCAGUAUUCCCGCAAACCAGGAAUCCCGAACAAAGCAGGAUUAUAACCGACAAGUGGAUGGUGGGCUAAUCGGACUGGGAUAUUGUGAUUUGGCUUCUAAAUGGUUUGUUGUCUAG
Messenger RNA from Puccinia triticina, 1398 nucleotides. RefSeq lists its product as uncharacterized. NCBI's taxonomy places the organism in Eukaryota, Fungi, Basidiomycota, Pucciniomycetes, Pucciniales, Pucciniaceae. Gene Ontology annotation, cellular component: NatC complex. Gene Ontology annotation, biological process: N-terminal peptidyl-methionine acetylation. The transcript is spliced from 7 exons. The record is from RefSeq and is a predicted model, not a curated record. Bases 1 to 1398 code for a protein of 465 amino acids.